Molecule: messenger RNA, 3168 nt
Organism: Pantherophis guttatus
Lineage: Eukaryota; Metazoa; Chordata; Lepidosauria; Squamata; Colubridae
Source: RefSeq, a predicted model, not a curated record
AUUUCAUAUUUAGAUUUUUAUCACCCAAAUUAUUUGGGUGAUAAAAUUUGAUCACUCAUUGCUUCCUUUUGAGGUAAGCAAAUCCUUGGUUCGAACCAAUGUUUGAUAUUAACAGGCCUGAAACCGGAGUUGGUUCCCCUUUGUCAGCUAGAUAAAUUGCUGUAUUAGCAAGAAUGUAUUUUUGUCUUCAUGACCCAGACAGAUGAAUCCUGUUCUCUGGGAACUGCUGUCCCAAGAUGUCACAUGCCAGACUUAGAUAACAUAUGUUACUCCCUUGCUGUAUUAUCUCAACUCCCAUGUCUGGAAGGAACGGUUUAGUUCCUUAUAUUACCUUAUAUGUCUAUAUAGCAACUGUUACGUAUUAACCACUAUAUAAACCUCACUUUGUGCAACCCUUCGGGGUUCAGACAUUUUGCUUGCUUUUGCAGUUUGAAUAAACUUUCCUACAAUGAAGAGCUUGGCCUAGUCUUGUCUUUCCUACAACAGUUACCCGGCGACCCAGAUUGGGACUGAGGUCAAGGUGAUAUUUCGCUGAGGGCCGGUCGACCCCUCGGCCCCACCGGAUGGUCGGUCCUGAACAUUCUCCAGGCGCCACGGGGACUUGGAUCUCCGGGAGACGGCAGCGACAGCCCUGUAGUACCGACGGUGCUACGAGUGAGCCCAAGAACCCUGCAGUGUAGGAAAGAAGUCUGAACAAUUCCUGGCCAGGAAACAGAAGAAUCCAAGUCGUGGAUACAUUGGACACGUGUUAAACCAGCUGCUGACCUUGGUUGGACGGUGACGGUUGAUCAGAAAAAGCCGACCAAGUUGACUUUUAGUCGAAAACAGCACCAGUGAGCUGCUCUGCUGAAGCCUUACUGGGAAUAGGUUUCUCUACGCACAGCAGUGAAGAGACCCCUGCUGAGUCACUCCGGAAGCUGGCUUUCUAUGCACAGGUGAAGAUGUGAACGGCGAUGGAGCUGCAAAUAGUUAUGCUUUUUCUUUUAGUAUAUGUAUCAAUUGUGUUAACUAAUCAUGUAUGUAUUACUAAUUUAGGUCAAUGGAGUGACCCUGAUGAACAACCCCGCGGGAUCUGGCAGUUGUGAUGGAACUCCGCCUUUCUCUUUCACCCCUGAAUGCUGGAAUGGUCUUUUGCCACAUCCGUGUCAAUAUCCACAAGCAUUUGAUAGGAUUGUUACGAUUGCCUGCCAGAACCGUGGUUACUCAAACCCAAAGGCCUGUCAAUAUGUGGCUUAUGCUUUUAGAAUAGGAAUAUGUAUUAAAGCUCCUUACAAAGGGGGGAGCCCUCCGGUUACUUUGGAAUGUGGUAAUCCCUUAUACUGGGGAUGGGAGCGGGUCACUACUAUAGCCCAGUUGAGACUCGGUUGGCAGGGGACUUGUGUUUUACAUUUGCAAUAGAUAGAAUUUGGGGUUACCUUGAGAGCCCCUAGGAAAGGUACCAAGAAAACUCAGAAACCUAGGGAAGUUGAACAUCUGAAGGGUAGAGGAAAGGAGGUUAGUCAAGAAAUAGAUAGGUGUGCUCCAUGUGUGACAAAAGCGAGAGUGGGAGACAAGCUUAUUAAUACAUUGAUAUAUCACACACAAGCUCCGAGAGGGUGUAUGUCUUUAGAUGCAACAUGUGUUCAUAAUCAUACUAUGUACAGUUUAUGCUUGCUUCAAAACAAAACCAUAUGUUAUAAUCCAGCUGUUCCCAUCCGCCUGAAUGUGACACUGUGGGCAGGCUUAGCCAAGGAAGGAACUCGUCAGGAUCCGGAAGGUGAAGGACGGUUAUAUUUGUUAAAUUAUACUCUUCAGUUGAAACAAGGGAAGCAACCCUUAUCUUUGAGUUUUGAUGCAUGUGUGGCCAUGAAUAAAGGAAAAGGAACACCGUGUGGAGAUCAGGUAUGGAUACACACAUACAUUCAUAAUCACAAAUAUUUGUGCCAAUCCAAUUUUAAUUGGGCAUAUGGGAAUCCCAAUCAAUGGCUCCCAUGUGCUGGCAGUACACAAUGUUCAGGUUGGAAAUGUGUGUGUGACUUCACUGGAGGAGGUUAUGCAGGUUGCAAACACAUUGAUUCAUUUAGAAGAGGAUCUAAUAAUAAAGUGGUAAUGGAGCUAGCUUGCACUCACCCACCAGUAGCAAGCUAUGGUUUUGGAAUUGAUGGAACAGGCAAAGAUCCACAGACGUAUCUGACGAUCAGAGUUGCACAAGUUUUUGAAGGAGAAGUGAGAUCAUUGGGAUGGUCUGUAUACAAUAAUUUGCAAAAAUUGCAUAAGCCUUUACCAAUCAGUACUAAGGCUAAUAAUCUGUUUAUAGAAUUGGCUGAGGAAGUGGCUAAGACGUUAAUGCUUAAGAGCUGUUUUGUGUGUGGAGGCACUAAUAUGGGAGAGCAAUGGCCUUGGGAGGCGAUGGAGGCCAAUCCAUCGGUUUACAACAACCUUUCCCGGGCUGGAAAUAUCACGAAAAGGGUGCAUCUGUCAGGUAUAGUCAGGACACUUACCACUAAUUUAGUGGGAAGAAAUUGUUUUGUCAGAGAAGGUUCAGAAGAUGUUGGGCAGUUGAUCUGUUUGGGGUCUUGGCUUGUUGGGUAUCAACAGUGGACGUCUCCUAGUAAUUUAUCUGCACCUGAUAAAUUUAACCUUACAUUCCUAAACUAUCUCACUGAUCUGUAACCUACCCAGGAAUGGAUAGCACCUAAAAAUAUGUUUUGGAUUUGUGGAAAAUUGGCCUAUGAAGAACUUCUGUAUAAUUAGUCAGGUUCCUGUGUUUUAGAAUGGAUUAAGCCGUCCUUUUUCCUCCUUCCUAUACAAUCUAGGCAAAUAUUAGUGGUUCCAUUGUAUGAACAGAUUGGUCACAGAGUAAGGAGGGAAAUCUCUACUGCUUUUUCGGAUUUCCCAUGUAAGGAGCUGUCUGCAUAUGAGAAGGUAGAUGAGGUAUGGACAAAUGAAAGAAUAGUCUGUACAUAUGGAAGAGCAACCUGGGCUGAAGAUGAUUCUUGGGGAUAUAGAACACCAAUUUAUAUGCUGAACUGGAUCAUUAGGCUCCAGGCAGUGUUGGAUUUGGCUGGGAUAAGAAUAGAUUUUAUUUUUUUAUUUAUUUUAUUUUAUUUUGAAUUUGUAUACCGCCCUUCUCCCUGAGGACUCAGGGCGGUGAACAGCCAAGUAAAAACAUCAAAUACAAAUAUUAAA